AUGGCAUCAACUAAGUUCUUCCUAGUAGCCCUCAUAGUGGUGGUAGCAUCUUUGCAGCUGAUGGAAGUCGAAGCUACAGAAUGUCCAGACCUGAAACAUCCUUACGGCAGCAGUUCGAUGUGUGAUAAGGAGUGCGGCAGGUUCUGCUCUCUUCAGAACUGCGCUAAGAAGGCCUGCAACAAAGGAGACUGUUCUUGCAAGAGAAAGUAG
This is a messenger RNA of Acanthoscelides obtectus, 210 nucleotides long. The record is from the annotation of a GenBank genome assembly. Lineage: Eukaryota; Metazoa; Arthropoda; Insecta; Coleoptera; Chrysomelidae.